This is a messenger RNA of Trematomus bernacchii (emerald rockcod), 6426 nucleotides long. It is a transcript of the gene sema4c, whose product is annotated as sema domain, immunoglobulin domain (Ig), transmembrane domain (TM) and short cytoplasmic domain, (semaphorin) 4C. The record is from RefSeq and is a predicted model, not a curated record. The transcript is spliced from 17 exons. NCBI's taxonomy places the organism in Eukaryota, Metazoa, Chordata, Actinopteri, Perciformes, Nototheniidae. The coding region runs from base 708 to 3302 and encodes 864 amino acids. Gene Ontology annotation, biological process: axon guidance; positive regulation of cell migration; muscle cell differentiation. Gene Ontology annotation, molecular function: chemorepellent activity; semaphorin receptor binding.
ACACGCAGCGCCACGGUAUGUGUCGGUACGGACUGCUGAAACUUCAGCGCACAGAGGCGGAUAGACUCAUCUAGCUCGUCCCAGAUAGUGGAUUAAAUUCACGUUUCUUUUCUUGUUCCUCUUCCUCCUCCUCUUCUUCCUCCUCCUCCUCCUCCUCCUCCUCCUCCUCCUCCUCUGGUUUCGUGUUACAAAGCCCUGGGAGGGAGUUGCGCGGAGAGCCAGUUCCUCUGUGUAGAAACUGAAUGACAGGAUCAUAUGGCUUAAUUUGCCUUAUAGUCCAACCUUAAAAUAAUACCAAGAGGAAAUAAGGAAAAGAGAGGAAAACCAGCGGGCGAAUUCAUCUGAAAUUGAUGAGCAAUGUGGAAUAAUUUGUAACUCAAAUUCAGAAACAAAUCCGAGAUAACGGUGAAAGAAAAAGGAUACUGGAUCUGUCGUCGGAGCGGAAAGCGCAGGACGCGGAGCCCGUAAACAUCCCCGCUAUAAUAAGCCCAAUGUGACCUUCAUCUAAGUUGAGUGUCUCUGUUCAACAUUCACGAAGUGGCGAACUCUCUGAAAGGAAGAUUAAGAAGAAAGCCCACGGAUACGCAAGGGAGGAGAAGAAAAACAGGCUGCCAGGAGCUGCUCUCUCUCUCUCUCGAGUCCCUCCGAUCAGCUGAUUGAUCCCUACAUACAUCACUCAGAGGCAGUCUCGACCAAUAGGAGCCGACAUGGGAGCCACGGGCGGGACGAAGGUCUUGCUCCUGGUGUUUCUGGUUGGAUGGGAGAAGUCUCUUGGUCUCAACUGGAACCCAAUCCCACGCAAGACUGUUCGAUACCAGGAUGUGUUGGACAGCAUGGCGAGGUUCAGCGUUCAGGGAGUGUUCAACUACAGCAUGCUGACACUGUCCGACCACGAGAGGGUUUUAUACGUCGGAGCACGGGAGACCUUGUUCGCCCUCGACCCGAACAACAUCAACAGACAGCUGCGGCCUCAGAUCGAGUGGCCGGCUCCGCAGGAUAAGAAGAGGGAGUGUGUGGCCAAGGGGAAGAACAACCAGACCGAGUGUUUCAACUACAUCCGCUUCCUGCAGAGCUACAACCACACACACCUCUACACCUGCGGCACCUACGCCUUCCAGCCCAAAUGCACCUAUGUGAACGCAGACGCUUUUACCCUGAAUCCUGCUGACCUGGAGGAUGGAAAGGGUAAAUGCCCAUAUGACCCUGCCAAAGGGCACACUGGCCUUAUAGUGGAUAAGGAGCUGUACUCGGCAACGCUCAACAACUUCCUGGGUACAGAGCCAGUGAUUCUGAGGAACCUGGGCCUACAGCACUACAGCAUGAAGAGCGAAUACUUGCCCGCCUGGCUCAAUGAGCCGGACUUUGUGGGUUCGGCCCUGGUGAGGGAGAGCAGCGGCAGUAAAGAUGGAGACGACGACAAGAUCUACUUCUUCUUCAGUGAGCGGGCGUUGGAGCUGGACUGCGACACCGAGCUCAACGUGGCCCGAGUGGCUCGCGUCUGCAAGGGGGAUCUGGGUGGUACCAGGACUCUGCAGAAGAAGUGGACCACCUUCCAGAAAGCCCGUCUGGAGUGCUCCCUCCCCGAGCGUCACGUCUCCUUCAACAACCUGAGGGCCGUGUUCACGCUGCCGGGCCAGGACUGGAGGGGCACCACCUUCUACGGCAUCUUCCACGCCCAGUGGGGUGACGUGGACGUGUCGGCGGUGUGCCAGUACCAGAUCAGCGAUGUGAAGAAGGUUUUUGAAGGAUCCUACAAAGAGUACAGGGAGCCGUCUCAGAGGUGGGGGCGCUACACCGGAGCGGUCCCUGUCCCACGGCCUGGAGCGUGUAUAACUAACUCCGACAGAGAGAGCGGUUACAACAGCUCCCUGCAGCUGCCUGACGCCACGCUCAACUUCGCCAAGAAGCACCCGCUGAUGGAGGACAAAGCUCUGGCUCGCCCCCUGCUGCUCACCAAGGGGGUCAACUUCACCCGGCUGGUGGUGGACCGGGUCAACAGCCUGGACCAGCGGGCCUACAACAUGCUGUUCAUCGGCACAGCGGAGGGCUGGCUGCAGAGGGUGGUGGUCCUGGGCAACGAGGCGCACGUCAUCGAGGAGAUCCAGCUGUUCGAGACCCCGCAGCCCGUGGACAGCCUCACCAUCUCACACUCAAAGAAGUACUUGUACAUCGGCUCUCGUUCGGAGGUUCUCCAGCUGCCCUUGGCCAACUGCAGCCGCUAUCAGUCCCAGCCAGACUGCCUGCUGGCCCGGGACCCCUACUGCGCCUGGGACAGCGAGGGCCGCGCCUGCGUCCGCAUCGACCUCCACCGCGGCUCCACCUCCUCCCUGUCUCAGGACCUCAUGCUGGAAAGGUUCAGCCGGGGGAAAGCCAAGUUUGAUAAGCCUGUCUCCAUCCCCAGCCCCGAGCACUCCCGCCUGAAGAACAUCACAGUGGUGGUGGGGUCGGACAUGGUGCUGCCGUGCCAGCUGGUCUCCAACCUGGCUCAGCCCUUCUGGGUCCUGAACGACCGGGAGCUCCAGCUCGGUGACCCUGAAGCAGGAGGGCCACACUUCGACCGCACUCUGAAGGCCCUCGUGGUCCCCGCAGCUGGGCAGAUGCAGGCGGGACGCUACAUAUGCUACUCUGAGGAGCAGGGGGUGAAGUUUCAGACGGAGCGCUACCAGGUGGCCGUGGUGGCCAGCCCUCCUGUGUUCAUGGAGGCCCGCGCUCCAGACAGCAGCAUGGGGCUCUUCUGGGUGCUGGUCAUCACCCUCGGAGCGGCGUGCCUGCUGCUCCUCGUCGCAGCUCUGUACCUGCGCAGGAGGCUGAAGCUCGCUCUGGGGAAAGGAGCCGACAUGAAGCCCCUUGAGAGCACCUUGGUUUACCCCAUCACCCUACCUAAAGAGCCGCCAACGUUUGUGCCCAGCAAGAUGCCCACUGACGAGGACCGCUUCUGGGAGACGGGCGCUAACUACUACUACUCGGACGGCUCGCUGAAGAUCGUUCCCGGCCAUGCCCUAGGGCCCAGCAGCGUGAGCAGCACGGCGUCACCGAGCGCCAUCCCCGGCCAGCCCAUCCACUCCCCGAGCCGUCUCAGCCUCACCAACAUUAGAGGUUCGGGUAGCAAUGGCUACAUCCGCCUCAACCUGAGCACAGCAGGGGAGGAGAGGGCUAGCGGGGCUGGCGCUGGGGGCGGCGGGCUGGGGGGUCUGGGCCUGAGCGGGAAUGAUUACUCGAGCCCCUUCAAGGAGGAGCUGAGACGCACGCUGCAGCAGAGGAGCGUUCUGCCCGACGCCAACCCCGAGGAGUCCUCCGUCUAGACGUGUCCCUCCUCCGUUUCCCCGAGUUGGAAAAACAAAACAACCAACCUACCUCCCUCCUCCUGAGGACGCCUGCUCUCUCUCUCUUUCAGUGACACGCUGUCAUUCGCUCCGCCAAUGCCUGUUUGGCUCACUGUUGACAUUUAUAGCACACAGCAUGUUCAAAAUACACACUCAUACACUGUGUUCGGCAACAUGCACUCCUAUAAUUAUUGUGUUCCGGGCAGUCAUGGUUGUGGCUUUUUCCUGCUUCCACUGUGCAGUCGCCACCUGUGUAAAUUGUGUAUUUAAAAAAAAAAGUCUGAACACAGAGGAGCACACCUCGAGCAUGGAAAAUCUAACAAAUGGCGUUACAUGUGUCCUGAAGGGCACGUUUAAUUGACGUUGAGUGGACCAAGAGGCUUUUAGCCCUCUGUGCUGAAACCGGUUGAUGAAUGGCAAGUGCAACUGACUGGAAAAUAUUGAACUGAUUCUGUGUCCUUCUGGUCCUUUGAGACUUUCUUUCAGCUUACUGCACUUAAAAACUGGAAGCGUGUCUUCCCUUUUUGUAUUGGUGAGCCAAGAGUGUGAGAGCGGUAUAAAAAGACUAAUUAAUCUCGAAGCAAGACGACAAUCACGUCCCCAUAGCAGGCGCUCUGCGAGGGACAGAGAGGAGAGAGAGCCAGAGACAAAGAGAGAGGAAAUGAAAUAGAAAAUGAAGUGAAUUGGAGAGAAAGACACAAGGGGGGGUUUUGAAUGAAGGACAGGUCUCUCAAGACUUUCUCUGCUCAAUUUGUAAUUUUUUUUUUUCUCCCAAGUUGUAUUUACUCUCGGAGAAAGUCCUUGAUCCCUUCCACUUUCAUUUGUCGUGAUGGUUGGUUUGAAUUAAGACAUCUCUUGUUGUUCCUUUUUAUACGUCUUACACGACUACAGCCGUGUUCAAACGGUUAUUAGGAGACUAAUGGAUCCCCUCUGUGAAUGACAAUGUGAGGGCACAUUCCUCGCUCAGCGGUGACCUUCAAAACGCACCUUCAAGUCCAAUACACUACAAGUGCACUCCGUACGACAUUUAUUAGAGUCAGAGUGUGUAACAGAUAUGUGUUUUGGCUGAGCCCUUUAUAGGACGAUUCUUUAUCUCCGCAGAAAGAAAAGGUUAUUUGCUUUCAGCUCUUAGCAGCGGAACAUAACGGCACACUUAAUUCCAAAUUGAAGCUGACGUGAAGACAUUAGGCAUGGAGAAUGUAGUUGAACCCUCACUGUUGCGACCGCUGUGGAUGUCUCAAUAAGUGCUUUAUAUCUUAGUGUAUGGUGAGGGCGGUAACUUGCACUGCCAAGAAGGAAAAUACCCCUCCCACACACACACACCUACACACUUGUUAGUCCUUUGAAUGCCAACCAUCCUGGACCACAGUGUGUUUGUGAUGCAUCCUUAAAACCCCAUGAAACCUCUUCCCCCUCAUACCGAUGCCCAGAGACUUACCCGGGCUACUGUGGACUAAAACACACCAACAUAAACAGAACACACACACACACACAGUGCUGAUGGAAGUAUGGACAGACAGACAGACUGAUUGCUGCCGUGCUGCCAAACUGCUGGCUCCAGGCAGGAAAGCGGCCGUGAACCAGAGAAAGGGGUGGCUUUCGUUUUUUGGGACGUGUCUGUCGGGACCAGAGGAGAACAGCAUGAAGGAAGGGGAGGACAUGAAGACCUUGUUGUUUCCCCCCCCACUGUGUACAGAGCGCUGAGAGAGAUGAAGAAUAUCAAAAAGAAAGUGAGGUUGAAGAGGUACUCAGCCAUCGGCCCUCCAUCAUAGUGUUGCAUGAUCCUCUGCAAGUGGACCCGACAUCUUUGAUAUGAUCAUCUGUGUACAAGUGCAUCAUUUUGAUCGGCCAUUUUUUUGGACUUGUGGAACAACGAUGCUCUCUUUGAAAAAAACAACAACUAAAGAUAUGUCAGAUUUUAUGGUUCCAGGGUUGUACAGGAAUUCAUGGCUGCAUCUCAACAUGUUUACUUUCUCUGUGCCUCUUCACCUUUUGGAUAAGCCAAAGUAGACUGCAGUUGCUUAUUGUUCUUGUUGAAAUAGUUUUGAUAUUUAAAGGGUCAGUGUGUAGGAUUUAGUGUACCCACUUACGCCUCCUUUUUCAAAGCGUGAAUUUACGGAGGCCUUCAGGUGCAUUUGCGCCACCAAAUUCAAGCUGUCCCUUCAAAAUAAAUGUUGAAUCCCUUUUUAGAGACAAUGUUUGGUUUGUCCGUUUUGGGCUACUGUCGAGACAUGGCGGUGCAAAACGGCUAACUCCGCAUUGAGGACUUGAUCCUUAUCAAAUGAAAACACAAUUCCUACAAAAUAUUUAACAUUUCUGCCAAUAGAUCCCUCUUUAUCCUACACACUGGGUCUUUAAGUCUCAGAAAUCCGUCCACUUUGCUAAACUGAGCUGACGUCUACAACAUUUCUGCAUAUUUUGUAUGCAGCUAAAUUAUCCCUCAGGCAACACAGCUUGAGCUGAUGGACUUCCUGUUUGCUUCCUGUUUGUAUAUCAGUAGAGAUCUGCUGGAACCAAAUUCUUAACCCCUUACUUUAUGAAAGGCCGGGUAAUGUACCAAAACUUUAACCAUUAUUUAAUUUGUCCAGACCCAAAAAACCAAAAAUGUAUCUGUUGAUUUGAAGCAGCUCAGUGACAGAAUGUGCCCACUUUAUAUUUCUACAUCUCCUAAAGCAAAACAGCUAAAACAUUUUAGCUCCUUACACUGGUACUUGUCUUAAUAUAUUUCCCUUUUACAAUCAGGCAUUUUAUUUAAUGUAACAUGUUGCAAGAACUAAAAGGAUUAAGAAUUACAGGUCUCACGUUUGAUAGACAAAAUGCAUGUGUAAUGUACUUUAUGUGCAUUUCUUCAGUUCUUACACAUUUGUUUGCUAAUAAUGUUUUCUGCUGUUUUCUCGCAUUAUUAUUUGUAUUAUUCUAUUAUCACCCCCAAGUUCAUUUUGACCCAUUUUUGCUCGUCUGUUAAUGAUCUUUUAUGUUUGUUUUUAAAAUAUGUUAAGUAACUUAUUUCACUUGUACAAACGUGUUGAUAUUUAUUAUCAUUGUACAUAUGUCCCUUAUUUUUUAUAUGUGUAUGUAUACACAAAUAAAAAUAGAGAUAUAC